AUGAUCAUUAGAGCAAAUAAAUGUAAUAAAAUAAAAACAAGGGAAAGCUUAAUACUCCCAAGACUAAUAAAGGUAUUGGAAGAUGUAAACGUAACAGUACAAUUGGUAAAUGGAACGAAAGUAACAGGGACAGUGGAAUCCUACGGGAAAAAAAUAAUAACAGUCUCUUUGAAAACGGCGUUGGCGGAACUUAGCUUGUCGAAUGAAAUAUAUAAGGACCUGGACGAGUAUGUGUCAGAAGAUGAGCAGUUGAAGCAAGUAAGGGACUACUGUAAUAGUGCCCCCGGCAAUGGCUGUAACAUAAAUGGGAGCUUCGGCAGGAACGACAGUAAUUAUAGGAUUGUGGGAGAUUCGAAAUCGUUUGUAUUGUUAAAGGAGGCAAAAGUGGAAUGUAAUUGUAAAGUAUUCGAGGUGUGGAGAGUAAGCAUUCCGGAAGCACACAUCGCAACGCUAACAGUCAAUGCAACAAACACAGCUGCCCACAGUUUGAAAAAUAAGUCAAGCAUUUGUAGAAACGGUGUUAGGAGGAUUGACGUAAAGAAAAUGAUAGUGAAUUGGCACAAAAACGAGAUGAAAAACGAGGCAUUCGUUAGAUGCAACAGAAUAGGAACAAAUAACACAAAAACAUGA
Messenger RNA from Theileria orientalis strain Shintoku, 630 nucleotides. RefSeq lists its product as hypothetical. The coding region runs from base 1 to 630 and encodes 209 amino acids. The record is from RefSeq and is a predicted model, not a curated record. NCBI's taxonomy places the organism in Eukaryota, Apicomplexa, Aconoidasida, Piroplasmida, Theileriidae. The transcript has a single exon.